GCACAUUCCUGGGCGUCUCGUCACUUCCCCUGCGCUGGCGAGCCGAGCGAACUCACUGAGCAACGCGGCCGGGCUAUGACCCCAGAGGCGCUGCUGCUGCUGGUGCUGGGGGUGCUGGGGGCGCCGCUCGCCCCGGGCGUCCGCGGCACGGAAGCGGAAGGCCGGCUCCGCGAGAAACUCUUCUCUGGCUAUGACAGCUCGGUGCGGCCGGCGCGGGAGGUGGGGGACCGUGUCGGGGUCGGCAUUGGCCUCACCCUGGCGCAACUCAUCAGCCUGAACGAGAAGGAUGAGGAGAUGAGCACAAAGGUGUACUUAGACCUGCCCCCGACAGCCCCUCAGCCUCUGCUCCCACAGGAGUGGACUGACUACAGGCUGAGCUGGGACCCCGCGCAGCACGAGGGCAUCGAUUCACUCCGCAUCACGGCUGAAUCCGUGUGGCUUCCGGACAUUGUGCUCCUGAACAACAAUGACGGGAAUUUUGACGUUGCCCUGGACGUGAACGUCGUGGUGUCUUCCAAUGGUUCCGUGCGCUGGCAGCCUCCAGGACUCUACCGUAGCAGCUGCAGCAUCCAGGUCACCUACUUCCCGUUCGACUGGCAGAACUGCACCAUGGUGUUCAGCUCCUACGGCUAUGACAGCUCAGAGGUCAGCCUGCGGACCGGCUUGGGUCCCGACAAGCAGGAGCGGCAGGAAGUGCACAUUCAUGAGGGGACCUUCAUUGAGAAUGGCCAAUGGGAAAUUAUCCACAAGCCUUCUCGGCUAAUCCAGCCUUCCACAGAUCCUAAGGGAGGCGGGGAAGGACAGCGCGAAGAAGUCACCUUCUACCUCAUCAUUCGCCGGAAGCCUCUCUUCUACCUGGUCAACGUCAUUGCCCCAUGCAUCCUCAUCACUCUUCUGGCCAUCUUCGUCUUCUACCUGCCACCAGAUGCAGGAGAGAAGAUGGGGCUCUCGAUCUUUGCCCUGUUGACCCUUACCGUGUUCCUGUUGCUGCUGGCAGACAAAGUUCCUGAGACUUCCCUAUCUGUCCCCAUCAUUAUCAAGUACCUCAUGUUUACCAUGGUCCUCGUCACUUUCUCCGUCAUCCUCAGCGUCGUUGUCCUCAACCUGCAUCAUCGCUCACCGCACACCCACCAAAUGCCCGCUUGGGUCCGCCAGAUCUUCAUCCACAAACUCCCUCUGUACCUGGGUCUGAAGAGGCCCAAACCCGAGAGAGACCUGAUGCCAGAGCCACCUCCUGUGGCCCUCCGGGAUUCUCCAGGAAGUGGCUGGGGUCGGGGAACAGAUGAAUAUUUCAUUCGGAAGCCACCGAACGAUUUUCUCUUCCCCAAACCCAACAGGUUCCAGCCUGAGCUGUCUGCCCCGGACCUGCGGCGACUUAUCGACGGUCCGACCCGGACUGUGGGCCUGCCUCCCGAGCUACGGGAGGUCGUUUCCUCGAUCGGCUACAUCGCCCGCCAGCUGCAGGAACAGGAGGACCACGACGCGCUGAAGGAAGACUGGCAGUUUGUGGCCAUGGUAGUGGAUCGACUUUUCCUGUGGACCUUCAUCAUCUUCACGAGCGUUGGGACCCUCGUCAUCUUCCUGGACGCCUCGUACCACUUGCCCCCCGCCGACCCCUUUCCUUGAGGACAGAGGGCCAAGACGCGAGUCCUCGGCCAGCUGAGCUGAGAGAGGGCAGUACUCCCAAGCUGAGAGCGGGCAGUACUGCCCCUUUCUCCCUCUCAACUCCACUAGGAAUCCAGGCUUCGCACAUCAUUGCCUCUCUAGGGAGAGCGCCCAAGGGGGACGGGGUGGAAUGAAGCCUUGGGCCCCAACAGAAAUGCACUAUCAGUUUAUUUAUUCUUUGGUUUCUUGUAGAAGUUUCUUUGGAUAUCAACGCUAGGUUGCCGGGAAAAUGGAACAAAGAAUGAGAAGUAGAUUGUACGCUCUAGGAGGGCAGGGACUGUGUCUUGUUCGCUGUAAUAUCUCCAGCACCUGGCACUGGGCCUGACCUAUGGGAUAGUAGGUGCUUCACAGUCGUUGAGUGAUUAAGGAUUUUUUCUUUCCUGGAAGGAAGUACACCUGUUAUUAUCAGUGCUUAUGUUUGCAUGUUGA
Messenger RNA from Mustela lutreola (European mink), 2094 nucleotides. RefSeq names its product cholinergic receptor nicotinic beta 1 subunit (gene CHRNB1). Gene Ontology annotation, molecular function: transmembrane signaling receptor activity; acetylcholine-gated monoatomic cation-selective channel activity. Gene Ontology annotation, cellular component: postsynaptic membrane; neuron projection; synapse. The record is from RefSeq and is a predicted model, not a curated record. The transcript has 11 exons. Bases 76 to 1626 code for a protein of 516 amino acids. Gene Ontology annotation, biological process: monoatomic ion transmembrane transport; chemical synaptic transmission; nervous system process. Lineage: Eukaryota; Metazoa; Chordata; Mammalia; Carnivora; Mustelidae.